This is a messenger RNA of Protopolystoma xenopodis, 222 nucleotides long. Lineage: Eukaryota; Metazoa; Platyhelminthes; Monogenea; Polystomatidea; Polystomatidae. The record is from the annotation of a GenBank genome assembly.
AUGGCGACGACCAACUUCGAUGAGCAUGACAUGGGGCUGAAGAUCGGACAUGCCGUGUACCGACAAACCUCUCCGUCUGUCACGCGACUCGAGGUCAGUACACAGUCGCACGAAGCUUCGUCCGUCACUAAUCGUCACUAUGGCCGGAAGGACUGUUGUCAUGUUGACGCUUCAGCCGCGCGAUUCGUGUUAUUGCCUCAUUCUGUUCGUUCUGUGCGAUGA